Molecule: messenger RNA, 696 nt
Organism: Saccharomyces paradoxus
Lineage: Eukaryota; Fungi; Ascomycota; Saccharomycetes; Saccharomycetales; Saccharomycetaceae
Gene: RMD6
Product: Rmd6p
Exons: 1
Coding region: 1-696 (231 amino acids)
Source: RefSeq, a predicted model, not a curated record
AUGUCAGCUUGUCCUUGCAACAUUGUUAUACUUCCAGUCGAGAUUUUGAAGAAUUCAUCUAUAGAUACGAAGUAUAGCUUGUAUACAACAAUUAAUCGAGGAUAUGAUGUCCCAAGGCUCAAAUAUGGCAUCGUAGUUAGCCCUCGAGUGCACAGCCUUGAAACUCUAUUCAGUGAUUUGGGCUUUGACAAGAAUAUAGAGAAAUCCUCGUUUUAUUUAUUAUUGAAUGAUCCUGCCUUGGCAUACCCUACUUUCUAUGAAAAUUUUGAACAGGUUAAAGGUGAAACAAAUGAAGACUUAUCUCUGCCGACAUAUUAUAUUCCCAAGUUCCAGUUUUUGACGGAUGCAUUCAAUUCAGAGCAUGUCCUAGCAACCAUUGGCUACAAACCAAAUAAUAAGGAGAGUUAUGAGAUCACAGGAUUUACGUCCAUGGGCAAUGGCUGUGGUAUCAAACUAUUCAAUAGCAGUGUAAUUCAUAUGAUGCGAUUCCAUAAAUGUAAGAGACUGGUUGCAGACAUUAUCAUGGAACAUGACCUAUUGGGUUAUUAUGAAAAGAAGCUCGGCUUUGUAGAGGUGCAAAGGUUCAAAGUUCUCAAAGAGGAACAUCAACCAAAAGUAUUUGACGAUAAAGUAGAGUGUACUAAAGACUUCCAUGUGAUCAAAAUGAUUAAAGAUUUGAAAAGUCAUAAAUUAUAA